Molecule: messenger RNA, 1755 nt
Organism: Numida meleagris (helmeted guineafowl)
Lineage: Eukaryota; Metazoa; Chordata; Aves; Galliformes; Numididae
Product: histone H1oo
Exons: 4
Coding region: 67-966 (299 amino acids)
Biological process (GO): negative regulation of DNA recombination; chromosome condensation; nucleosome assembly
Cellular component (GO): nucleosome; nucleus
Molecular function (GO): double-stranded DNA binding; nucleosomal DNA binding
Source: RefSeq, a predicted model, not a curated record
GCAGGUGAGGUGGACCUGAGAAUAGGGCUGAGGUUGUUGCACCUGGUGCCUGGGAGCUGUGCUGCCAUGGAGCCCCAGCCAGCCAAAGCCGCCGGCGCUGCACGGCUCUCCAGCCUGCUCGCCCAGGGCCGGCGGGGCCGGCACCCGCCCACGCUGCACAUGGUGCUCGAAGCGCUGCAGGCGCAGGGCGGGCAGAAGGGCACCUCGGUCGUCGCCAUCAAGCGCUUCAUCCUGGCCAAGUACCCCGCGGUGGACCCCGUGCGCCUUAAGUAUCUGCUGAAGCGGGCGCUGGCGACCGGGCUGAGCCGCGGGUUCCUGGUGCGGCCCCACAACUCCUCUGCCCUGGGGGCCACGGGGCGCUUCAAGGUGAGCGGGGCUGCUGGACGCGGGGCUGGGACUGGGACCGGGUGCUCCCACGCCUUGCCCAUCCCUCGCCCCCAGCUCGCUCCUAAGAAGCUGCAGCAGAAGCAGAAGCCGAGCCAGGAGGAUCCCGGGGAGGGACCAGCCCCGAAGCUGGGACUCAGAGCGGCUGCCAAGGCUGCCCGAGCCCCUGCGGUGGUGCAGAACGAUAGAGGGCAAGGCGCUGCCAAGGAGAAGCCAAAAGCAGUGAAGAAGCAGCCAAGGGCAAAGCCUGCAGAUGCCCAGCCAGCAGUGGUGGUGAAGCCCAGGAAGGAUGGAGUGAAGGCCCCCCGGGCCCCUGCCAAAGGGCGGUCGGGGCCCCCUGCAGUUCCGGCUGCCAAGGGUGUGCGAGGGGACAGUGGUGACCGCUCUGCAGGUGCUGGUGUGAAGAGACCCCAAAAGACCCCAGCAGCUAAGAGCAAAGGGAAGGUGCCUGAGGAGGCCCAGGAAGCUGCCUCGAACAAGGGAGGUAAAGGCAGGGCAAGGAAGCCUCAGGCAGCCCUGGGUGCCAGCCAGAGGGAGGAGGCCAGAGCACAGGAGGCAGCCCCUGGCAGGAAGGUGUCAUAGGGGCCCCAGGACUUUGACAGCACAGCACCAUCCCUCAGCCAACCUUGGGCUUUGGGGUAGGAGGUGGUUUUAUUUCCCAGGUGUUAACUCCCUGUUCAUCCACUACUAAUAAAGGUUGUCUGAGUCAUGGAAUAGCACAACUCCUGCCCUGCAUGCCUGUCUCCCAAGGCCAACAUCCUCCAGCCCUGGGUGAAUCCAGAGUCCAGCCUUGCCCCGUGUAGGAUGGGAUGGCAUGCAGACUUAUGGAGCGCUGGUGAGCUGUUGGCUUCUGUGAAGGGCCCUCCAGCAGUGCGGGGGUGGCUCUGAAGGACUACAUGCAGGCUGGUGGUGAGCCCCAGUGCCAGGUGAUGCCCAUGCAGAGGGCUCUGGGCUGUGGUGAGACUCGAUAUGGUGACAAUCCCUGGGCCCUGGGAAGCUCAGGUUUGACCAGUCCUGCUAGAGUGGGGCUGUGACUCCCAUUGCCUUGGUGUGGGGUAUGUGUCUGGCCCCAUGCCCUCCCAGCUGCCCUUGUGCUAAUGCCUGGCUGAGCUCAGAUUACAGCAGUGCCAGGGCAGCAGAGAUGGAUGCAUUUGUGGUCCGCAGUGGUAGCUGGUGCUGCCUAAGCUCCACCUACAUUAAAGAGGAAGACUGAAGUGCUUUAGGGCUUAAAAAGGAGCUUGGGGUGUUUGCAGCGGAGUGUAGGAUUCUUAUGCUCUUGUUAUCUGUCUGUGCACAGUACCCACCCCCAAACCUGUCUUGCUAGCUUCUGUUGGCCAAUGUAUGAAAGCUUUCAUAUGAUAGUUUCAAAUG